Dentiscutata erythropus is the source of this 1269-nucleotide messenger RNA. The record is from the annotation of a GenBank genome assembly. NCBI's taxonomy places the organism in Eukaryota, Fungi, Glomeromycota, Glomeromycetes, Diversisporales, Gigasporaceae.
AUGGAACAGCCUUCACGAAUAGAAUAUAUGAAAAGAGGUGCUUUAAUGGGUGGUGCCGUUGGUGUCUGUCUUGGUUUUGUGUUUGGCACGUAUCAUAUCCUCCGAUAUGGUCCAAAUCAAGCAGGUUACCUCUCUACACUUAGCCGAUAUAUGGUUUCUUCAGCAGGCUCUUUUGCAUUAUUCAUGGGAAUUGGUUCUUUUAUUCGUUCUGAGCAGUCCAAAAAUAUUAUGUUAAAACAAUAUCUAGAACAGCAUCAGAAGAAUUGUUCGCGUGGGUUUGCAAAUAUACCAGUUGAGGUUCUAGAAAGAAAAAGAUGGGAUCGAAAAUUGUCAAACGUCGAAUUAUGUCGAUUUUGGCAACUAUUAACAAUUAUGGCAUCUAUAAAUGACGAUCGACACGAUCCCGUGGCGUACCUAAUGGCAGGUGCGACCUCCGGCUUAAUGUCUUGUAUUCUUUUGCAGCCGUUUGAUCUCGUUAAAACGCGUUUGCAGCAAGAAAGACAACAAUAUAUCAGACUAUUGGGACGAGAUCAGAAAGUAAUGCCAAUGAAUAGUAGAAUUAUUUACAAAGUCAAAGAAAUCAUUGCUAAAGAAUCAAUCUUUGGAUUAUGGCGAGGCACUAUUCCAACAAUUUUUCGUAAUGUUCCUGGUACCGCGCUAUACUAUUUUACUCUAUCGGAGAUUCGUCUUCUUUUUUCAUUAAGACAUCGAAUUAGUUCAUCGAGUCCUAUACCACAGAGACCAACUAGUGGUUCUUCUUUACCGGUAUUAUCAGAUAAAGAAAAUUUAAUUGCUGGUAUGGUAGCUAGAGGUUCUAUUGGAUUCGUGAUGAUGCCCAUUACCGUCGUUAAAGUCAGGUAUGAGAGCAAUUUCUAUAAUUACAAAAGUAUUUGGGAUGCCUUGUCAUCUAUAAUAAAGACUGAUGGAUUUAAGGGCUUGUUUUACGGAUAUGGAGCCACUGCCAUCAAAGACGCGCCUACUUCAGGCUUAAAUGUUUUGUUUUAUGAACGGUUCAAACUUAAAUUGCAGGACUAUUCACCCUCACUAUCGCCAACAAUUACCCAUAUGAUCGCAGGUACAUUUUCGGGAUCCUUGUCAGCAUUUAUAACACAUCCUUUUGAUGUGCUUAAGACGCGAAUUCAAUUAAAACCUUCCGAGUAUUCAAACAUUUUUCUUGGGGCAAGUAAAGUUUUAAAGGUAAUUGUAGUUUUAGUUGAAUUUGUUAUUAAUUUUAAGAGUAUCUCACAAAUGAAUCUUUUAAACUUUUAA